Funneliformis geosporum is the source of this 1416-nucleotide messenger RNA. The record is from the annotation of a GenBank genome assembly. Lineage: Eukaryota; Fungi; Glomeromycota; Glomeromycetes; Glomerales; Glomeraceae.
AUGGCAAAUUUUAAAGGAGUUAUUUCAACGAUAAUAACGAAAAAAUUCAAUACUAGACUAUCAAACUCUAUAUCAUCAUUAACGAGAAAUUUUAGUAAUUCUUCAAUAUUAAAAUCACAAGAAUAUUAUUUAGCAAGAUCUCCAAAAGGGGCAAAUUAUCGAUUACAUUUAGCUAAAUCAAGGCAUUUGGUAGGAAUUAGGACAACGAGAGGAACAAGAGAAUAUAAUGAAGAUCGAUAUCAAGCAAUGGUAUUGGAAUUAUCUGAUAAUAAAACUAAACGAGACGAUGUGAUCGUUAAUCAACCGAUUUUAGAUGACAAGAAUAUAGAGAAUGAAGAAUUGGAAGGAAAAUUUGGUCAAAUUUGUUAUUUCGCUUUAUUUGAUGGUCACGGAGGUGCUCAAUGCGCAGAUCAUCUAACCGCCAAUUUACAUAAACAAAUUGAAUCUGUUGAAGCAUCCGAUGCUGAUGGAAUUGUCACAGAGUUUCGAAAUAUUGGAGGUUAUUUUCGAAGAUUUAAACCUCCAGUAUUGGAAACGUUGUUAAGCCCUGAAGUUGCCGACAUUACUCCUAAAAAGAGGCCAAAUAAUCAAAAAUCGGGUCGAGAGUCUUUGAGAAAAUUCUCUUCCUCAACGCCAUCACCAACGAUGUUAACCCAAACGUUACCGCUUCAAACCGCUCCUACCGUUACAACCCAAUCACUUUCAUCUCAUUCCAACUUAUCAACAAAACCACUUACAUUGGAACAAAGAUUAACGUUAGCAUAUUUAAAAAUUGACAUUGAAUUAAUGAGUGUAGUGGAAUAUAAUUCUAUAGGAUCGACAGCAUCAGCUGCAUUAAUUAAAUCAUUAGACAAACGUCCAUUUUGGACAAGCAAUGACAUUGAAAUUACGAUAGCGCAUGUUGGUGACACGAGAAUAUUACUCUGUGAUGCGGAAAAUGGUAAUUCCAUACAAUUAACAUUUGACCAUCAUCCAGGUUCAAUUUCAGAAGUCGAAAGGUUAAGUAAAUCUGGUGGUUUUAUUAUAACGGAUUCUUUUGGUGCUGAAAUGUAUUUAGGUAGUUUAGCUAAUACAAGAUCUUUAGGUGAUGCUAGAAUGAAAAGGUUUGGUAUUUCUGCUGAACCGGAAAUUUCUAUUCAUCAUAUGGUUGGGAAGAAAUUUGCUUUUAUGGUUUUGGUUUCUGAUGGCAUCACUUCUGUAUUAAGUAAUCAAGAGAUUGUUGAUUAUUUGAAAGAUUGUGAUAAUCCAACUAUUGGAGCAUCAAAAUUAGUUGAUCUUGCUGAUGAACUUGGAUCUAAUGAUAAUAUGACGGCAAUGGUUAUAAGGUUACCAGGUUGGGGAACAUCAAUGCCCGAUCAUACAAAAGAAUUAAGGAAAUAUCGACUUGAUCAAAAUUUUACAAGCCGUCGUAGAUAA